Oreochromis aureus is the source of this 766-nucleotide messenger RNA. Its product is annotated as transmembrane protein 244-like. The record is from RefSeq and is a predicted model, not a curated record. NCBI's taxonomy places the organism in Eukaryota, Metazoa, Chordata, Actinopteri, Cichliformes, Cichlidae. The coding region runs from base 80 to 538 and encodes 152 amino acids. The transcript has 6 exons.
UGGGGGAUUUAACCGGAGGUCGUGCAGCCUGCUGCAGCCCACGUUAUUUGGGAAUAAAACAUUAAAGGGAAAACAUGAGAUGGCAUUCAAAGGCAGAGCGGUCGACUCGAAGACCGUGCUCCUCAACCUGCUGCUGUGUCUGCUCAUAUUUUACUCGCUUUUCUACAUGAUCGGGAGCGUCUGCUUUGGUGCCUUCAGGUUGGACCACUUUGACGGACUGAUUCCUUUUGACUUUAAGACUGAACCGACUGAAUCCAACUCCAAAUACUUGGUGAACCUCCUGUCCUUGGAGCUCACCUACUUUUGCAGUGGCCUUCUGUUUGCCGCAGUGGUGAGGAGGCGGGUUUGGGACUACGCUCUCACUGUCACACUGGUGCAUGUAAUGAUCACCAGCCUAGUAAUGUUGGAGUUUCCUACCGUGUGGCAGUGGUGGCUGGCUUUAGGCAGUGGCUUGUUUCUGAUGAUUUGCAAUGGUCAGUUGAUUGCUUACUUCACAUGCCAGAGUGAGCAGAGCUACGCAUCCUUCAGCAUCUACUGACAGACUGAAAGCCACCCUCCCUGUGUCCAAACUGUUCCACAGUCUUGUGAAGUGAGGUAGAAAGGAUCAGAACAGAUGCUCUCCUUUUUUCUCUUUUUUUUUUUUUGAGGGGAAGACACCCAUUAGGUUCUCCACGGUGAUGGGCUUUUUCUGUUCAUCACUAAAAUUAGACACCAAAACACCACACGUGAAGUUGGAGCUGGGGUCCAAUUUGUGUUUUAGUGUUGC